This is a messenger RNA of Daphnia magna, 3475 nucleotides long. RefSeq names its product mitochondrial proton/calcium exchanger protein. Gene Ontology annotation, cellular component: mitochondrial inner membrane. Lineage: Eukaryota; Metazoa; Arthropoda; Branchiopoda; Diplostraca; Daphniidae. The record is from RefSeq and is a predicted model, not a curated record. The transcript has 4 exons. Gene Ontology annotation, biological process: intracellular monoatomic cation homeostasis. Gene Ontology annotation, molecular function: ribosome binding. Bases 119 to 2380 code for a protein of 753 amino acids.
ACCAAGCAGACGACCCUGAUGAUGAAAUCAUCAGUUGAGCAACCUUUGUAAGCGAAUUUCAGAUCAGUUUUUUAAUGAUUUCGGAUAAAAGUUAGUAAUAUAACACAUAAAAGUUGGAAUGCUCAUUCUGAGCGCAUCCCGAUUCAUUCGAGGCGUCCAAGCCACAUCCAAUGGAUUUCCCUGUAUUCAACAUGCAGUUGGACAAAAUCUACGGUUUCACCUCUUCUACAGCAGUGCUGCUCAUAGGGCAGCCUUCUCCCUCAGUGAAAAUAAGAAUUCUCUGUAUGUCAAGUCAGAGUUCUUGACUGUGCAUUGCCGUAGCCUACAAACAACAAGUUUCCGGUCUGAUAAUGACCCACUCAAACCUUCUUCAAAAGUAGAAGAAUCAGUUCUGGCCUUCAAAGAAGAUCUGAAAAAAGAGCAAAAGAAAUUGGCUGCCAUUCAGCCAUCUGUAACACCUGUAGUUGCCAAACCAUCUCUAGGAAAAAGGAUUAUGGAUGAGCUCAAACACUAUUAUCAUGGUUUUCGUCUUUUGUUUAUAGAUAUCAAAAUUUCAUGGAAUCUUCUUUGGCGUGUGUUGAAAGGGGAAAUGUUGUCCAGGAGAGAGAAAAAACAACUGGUUAAGACUUCAGCUGAUGUCUUUCGUCUGGUGCCAUUCUCUGUCUUCAUCAUAGUUCCCUUCAUGGAAUUUACCCUUCCUAUCUUUUUGAAGCUGUUUCCCAACAUGCUACCAUCUACGUUCCAAACAGCCAAUGAAAAAGAAGCUAAAAUGAAAACAGAGUUAAAGGUUAAACUAGAAAUGGCAAAAUUUUUACAACAAACAUUGGAUGAAAUGGCUUUGAAACGUGCCAUUGGCAGUGGCCAUCAGAGUUAUACGGCAAAAGAAUUUGCAGAAUUCUGUUCCAAACUACGCAGCUCAGGCCAGCAGGCUUCCAAUGAAGAAAUUCUUCGUUUCUCAAAACUAUUCGAAGACGAGAUAACCCUGGAUUCGCUGACACGGCCACAAUUGAGAGCAUUGUGUCGAGUACUAGAGCUUAGUACAAUUGGUCCUAACAGCUUACUCCGUUUUCAGCUAAGGAUGGGGCUUCGAAGCCUGGCCGCCGACGACAAGGUGAUUCAGAAAGAAGGGGUUGAUUCUCUGACUGUCAGCGAAAUGCAAGCUGCCUGUCGAGCACGUGGCAUGAGAGCAUUAGGAGUAAGCGAAAUUCGUCUCAAAUCCCAAUUGCUCCAGUGGCUCGAUCUAAGUCUGAAUGAAAAAGUUCCACCAUCACUUUUGCUCCUCUCCCGCGCCCUCUACUUACCCGACAGUGAUGUUACAUCUGAUCAGCUGAAAGCAACCAUCGCCUCUCUGCCAGAGUCCGUGGUGGCCCAAACGCGUGAUGCUAUCAGCCAACGCCGAGGUAAAAUCGACAAUGAGGCUCGUAUUCUGGCAGUGAAAUUAGAAGAAGCGAUGAUCGAGGAAGAACGUAAAGAAACCGCCGAAAAAGCGCCUCCAGCCGCUGCUGUCCUGACACCGUCCUCUGCCUCUGAAAUGCUCGCGGAUUUGGCACCCGCCAUUCAAGAUAAAGCAAAGGUGCUGACACCAGCGUCAGCUACCGAUGACCAGUUAACUUCGGCUGAUGUCGCUGCUUUGGAGAAUGCUUUGGAAAGUAUCGGUGUUCAACGCAAACGGCUCUUGAUUGAAAAGGAAGAAUUGACCGAGCUCAAAGAAGAAAUGGCCGAAUAUCAAGAAGACAUUCAAGAGUUAAAAGAGUUCCUUGACUCUUCGGCUAGCCAACAGCCUCAAGAAAGAAAACGAUUGGUUUUACGUGAAUCAAAGGGAGCCCGACGUCUGUUUCUUUCGGUCAAUCGCAUGAUUCAGAAACUUGAUGGCACCGUCGAUCGCUUAGAAGGAAGAGCAGUACGCAAGCCGGAUGAAGGUGAAGAAAAAGUGGUUGACGCUGAAGAAGAAAAUGUCUCCAUAGAAGAAUUAAUUGCAUCUAUUCGUCGACUCCAAUCGGUUGAAAACUCGGCUAAACUUCAACAAAUUGUACAGCUGCUUGGUCAGAUUGAUCAGGAUUGCGAUGGAGUUGUCAAAGUCGAUGAUCUCAUGAAGGUGAUCGAAUUACUAAGUGAUGAAAAGAUUCAGAUGAGCUCCAAGCAGAUGACAGAAAUUCUGAAUUUGGUCAACAAAGAAGAAAUCUUGGAAAUGGAAGGAAAAGUCGAGAAGGCUCUUGGGCAAGCCAAAAUAGCUGCAGCUCACGCGGCAGCCGCUGCAGUGAACGUCGCACUUAGGGCAAACCCAACACAAACAAUAUCUGCCGAAAAACUUUCUAUGGAAGAAGACUUGAAAAGUCGUGAAAAGAAGGAAGAAGAAAAUAAAGGCACGAAGAAAGAGUAAAAGGGUGGCAUAACAGCAAACGUUUUUCCAAAUCUUGUACAGGCCCAAAUUUGAUGGAUUAGUUAAUCCCAUUCAGAUGUCACUCGAGGAUUUUAAGUGCCGACCAGGUGUAACUAAAAAAGCGCAUUCUAUAAGCAACAGUUUUAACAUUUCUGGUUAUGUAUGUUUUUUUUUUGGUUUUUUUUCUCUUUUUUUUUUUUUUCCUUUUUUUUUUUUUUGUUGUUACUAAUAGAUCAUUUUACGUCAACAAUUUGCUUUCGCCUCGCUUUGAAAAGACAAAUGGGGCAGUAACUGAAUAGAACCUUUCCGCCGAUGGUUUGGAAUAGAAAUUCGGACGUCAGUGACUGGACUUCUAUUACCUACAGAUAACCAUAAAGGCGUUCAAAUGAGAUCAUAUACUGCCCCAAAUGUUUUCAACAUCAUUAUGUUCAUUCAGCUUUAGAUGAGAACGUUUUGAAUGGGAAUUAGUAAUUCUUAGCGCUUUCAACUGCUGUUGGCACUUUUGUUAUUUAGUGACAUCUACCGAGAACAACAACUAAUGUCAGUUGAAGGAUCUGCGAAAAAAUUGACGUUUGCGAACUUCUUUUUAUUUUUCUCGUCUCUUUCAUUAGCUCUUUGUUAAAAUUAAUAAAGUGACAGGAAAAAAAAAAUUCUUUGAAAGUUAGCCGGCUAGCGUUAAGUCGUGACUGACUGGCGUCAUACAUUUUAGCUAAAUUUCAAUUGUUUAUUUGAUUGACAUGGUUAUGUCAGUGUCAGGGAAAUGCCACAUAGUUUUCUUUUUUUGUAAAUUUUUUAUUACCAACUGAUUUAUGUAAAAAAAUAAAAUAAAAAAAAAAAAAUAGUCGCGUAGUACAGGAUCGCUAUCACAGGCGUCUUGGUGCGGCAUUUGUCCCUAUUUCCCGUUCCUCUGUUUGUUUGUGUUAUGUCACGUGCAAUUCUUCACGAGUCGCACCGUGUUAAAGAAAAAAAAAAUCAUUCUUCUGUCUAAAUUGUUGUCUCGUGAUUUUAUGGUUUCAUCCGUAUCAGUGGUGUUGAGUAACGUCACCAUUAGUGAGCAUAAAAGCCAUAUGGAAAAUAAAAUGAAUAGACAUUGAA